This is a messenger RNA of Porites evermanni, 1200 nucleotides long. NCBI's taxonomy places the organism in Eukaryota, Metazoa, Cnidaria, Anthozoa, Scleractinia, Poritidae. The record is from the annotation of a GenBank genome assembly.
AUUUUCUUCUAUUUUCCAGCUGUGAUAGGAGCAGGACUUCUUUACUUGAUUGUACCUUAUGAGAGUCACGGUUUGCUUGGUGUGUCCCACAUGAAGUCUGUUGCACCCCUGGUUGGUUUUGGAGUUGAGUUGCUGACCUCUUUGGUCAUAAUGUUAACAGUGCUGACCUGUACAGAUGGAGGGGAAAGAGCUCUUGAUACUUCAGCAUCUCUGGUCAUAGGAGCUGCCUUUACAGCAUGCCAUUUGUUUGCGGUAAUGGCCAUAAUUUUAUUGAUACAAUGCAUUUGCUUCAAUAACAGAUUUAGAUAUACUGCAUGACACAACACAGUUUGAAGCAAGGAUUACCAGUUAAAUGCAUGGUGAUUCCUUUAAGUGAUCACUUUCCCCUUUUUCCUGAUCUAAACAUUGGGUACUUAAAUGAGUUAAAACAGAAUACAAAAGAUGAUGAUGAUGAUUUUAUAAUGCCUGGUUUUACUUGUGUCCAUGACUUCAACUCAAUAUUGAUCAUCCAUUGCAAUGUAUUAUGAACACUUUUGUCAUUUUUUUACAUGUUGACCAGUAUCCUGUGACUGGGUGUGGAAUCAACCCAGCUCGUUCUUUUGGCCCUGCAGUUUUCAUGAACUAUUGGACUGAUCACUGGGUGAGUGACAAAGACCCACUUAAUCUCCUCCUGUUUCUAGAAAACAGUGGGUUGUUGGUUCUAGCUGUUUUACAUUAUUUGAAGUGCAUCCAUGGCCUGUAAUCUCCUUCCUUGUAACUUUUCACAUCCUUCCCAAGGGUACUGACUAUGUUAUAUGGGAAGGGACUAAGCCCCAUUUGCAACCCCCAAACUUUGGUCAGCCUUUCACUAGCAGUCCUCUCUACAUGGCAUGCAUGUCACCUAACAAGUCAAAGCUCAUUGCCUGCAGAUUACUGACAUCCAUUUUUACUGAAUCUUGACGAGUCAGUAUUCUUUAAAAGCAAUUUUCUCAAUUCUCACAGGCUUACUGGUUUGGUCCAAUCAUUGGUGCUCUAUUUGCAUCAGGAAUCUACCACGUCGCACAAAACUUCCCUGUCACUACUGGAGAUGAGCUUGUUAUCACUGGGAAAGAAAUCAAGAAUGAAGCCAAGUCACAAGGUUUUGAACUAGAAGGUCAUCAACAUCCAAGCCAAGCUGACAUGGAAACACAAACUCCUUAUGAACUGAAAACAACAGUGUAG